CUCACCCCCCCUCACAAACACAAUCAACCCAAUCCCCCCCAAAAACAAAACCAACACAAAGACGACCACCACAACCAUGUCCUCCAACCCCACCCUCCAAACAACCUACCCCUGGGUAACCACCCCCCUCAUAGCCAGCGCCCCCAUGCUCAACAUCUCGCUCCCCGCCCUCGCCAUAUCCGUCUCCACAGCCGGCGGCCUCGGCUUCCUAGCAGCCGGCUUCGACGUCUCCAACCUCGAACAAAAACUCUCCGACGCCGCCAACCUAGCCGCACAACCCACCUCCCCGCUAAACAAGCACUACGCGGACACCGGCAUCCUCCCCAUCGGCGUCGGCUUCAUAAACUGGGGCGCGGACCUCACGCAGUCGAUAGCCGCCGUGGAAAAGUACAAGCCCUGCGCGGUGUGGCUCUUCGCGCCAGAGGACCAGCCCGCGGGACUGAUACCGUGGGUUGAGCGCGUGCGGGCCGCAACGGACGGUCAGACGCAGAUCUGGGUGCAGGUUGGUGCGGUCUGUGAGGCUGUGGCUGUGGCGGAGACGCUGCGGCCUGAUGUGCUGGUCGUGCAGGGGGCCGACGCGGGGGGCCACGGGUUGGCGCGGUCGGCGUCUGUGGUGACGCUUGUUCCGGAGGUUGUGGAUGCGCUUGACGCGCGGGGGUUGGGGACGGUGCCUGUGUUGGCGGCGGGUGGGGUCGUGGAUGGCAGAGGGGUGGCGGCGGCGCUGGCGUUGGGGGCGUGCGGGGCGGUGAUGGGGACGAGGUUUCUUGCUUCUGAGGAGGCGAAUGUUGCGCGUGGGUAUCGGGAUGAGAUAUUGCGGGCUGAGGAUGGGGGCGUCAGUACUGUUCGGUCUACGGUGUAUGAUGGGGUGAGGGGUAUUCAUGGCUGGCCGCAGCGGUAUGAUGGGCGGGGGGUCAUCAAUCGGAGCUAUGUUGAUGCUGUGGAAGGGGGUAUGAGUGCUGUGGAGAAUCAGCGUUUGUAUGUGUCGGAGUUGGAGAAGGGGGAUGCGGGAUGGGGCCCUGAUGGGAGGUUGACGACGUAUGCGGGCACUGGGGUAGGGCUCGUCAGGGAAGCGCUACCUGCUGGGGAGGUUGUGAGGAGUGUUCGACUGGGGGCGAUUGAUAUUGUGAAGAGGAUCGCAACGGCCGGAAAUUAA
Messenger RNA from Aspergillus candidus, 1153 nucleotides. Its product is annotated as nitronate monooxygenase. The coding region runs from base 77 to 1153 and encodes 358 amino acids. Gene Ontology annotation, molecular function: nitronate monooxygenase activity. NCBI's taxonomy places the organism in Eukaryota, Fungi, Ascomycota, Eurotiomycetes, Eurotiales, Aspergillaceae. The record is from RefSeq and is a predicted model, not a curated record. The transcript has a single exon.